Molecule: messenger RNA, 1259 nt
Organism: Fukomys damarensis (Damara mole-rat)
Lineage: Eukaryota; Metazoa; Chordata; Mammalia; Rodentia; Bathyergidae
Gene: Aqp8
Product: aquaporin 8
Exons: 6
Coding region: 77-862 (261 amino acids)
Biological process (GO): water transport; transmembrane transport
Cellular component (GO): plasma membrane
Molecular function (GO): water channel activity
Source: RefSeq, a predicted model, not a curated record
UGUCCUUCAGGUCCGCAGGGCGGGCUGAUUUCCCGCAGCCCUAGCAGGAGCCCGCGCCCCGAGCCUCUUCACUCUGAUGUCGGGAGAGGUGCCUGUGUGCGACACUCAGUGUGGCAGUGGCAAGGCAAAGGAGACCAGUAUGGUGGGUAGGUGUCGUGUGUCCUGGUACGAUAGCUUCGUGCAGCCCUGCCUGGUUGAGCUGCUGGGCUCUGCCCUCUUCAUCUUCAUCGGGUGCCUGUCGGUCGUGGAGAAUGGACCGGACGCUGGAAGGCUGCAGCCAGCCCUCGCGCAUGGGCUGGCCCUGGGGCUCAUCAUUGCCACGCUGGGGAACAUCAGUGGUGGACACUUUAACCCUGCAGUGUCGCUGGCGGCCACACUGAUUGGAGGCCUCAAUGUGAUGAUGCUCCUCCCCUAUUGGAUCUCCCAGCUGUGUGGAGGGCUGAUUGGGGCUGCCUUGGUCAAGGCUGUCAGUCCUGAGCAGCGGUUCUGGAAUGCCUCCGGGGCGGCCUUUGUGACUGUCCAGGAGCACGAGCAGGUGGGCAGGGCCCUGGGGGCUGAGAUCAUCCUCACCACCCUGCUGGCCCUGGCGGUGUGCAUGGGCGCCAUCAACGAGAAGACGCAGGGCCCUCUGGCCCCGUUCUCCAUUGGCUUCUCUGUUGCCGUGGACAUCCUGGCAGGGGGUGCUAUCUCUGGAGCCUGCAUGAACCCUGCUCGUGCCUUUGGGCCUGCCGUGAUAGCUGGCCACUGGGACUUCCACUGGAUCUACUGGCUGGGGCCACUUCUGGGUGGCCUGCUUGUAGGACUGCUCAUUAGGUUCCUCAUUGGAGAUGGGAAAACCCGUCUAAUCCUAAAGGGCCAAUGAAGCAGAGAUGGGAGGUUCCCACUGCCCUGGCUCCCUCAGCUGCCCCACCCCGGUUGAGGACAGACGGGACAGCUUCUGCAUCUACUGCAGAGAAGAGGCCCAGAGGAGCGACUGACCUGUUUUCUUUGGAUUUGGGUCUGGCUUUUUGGACAGACAGACUGCUGUAAGUCCUAAGGAGGCCCUGGGUCUUGAAAUACUUCUGUGCUAAAUGGAGGCCCUUGCCUAGGGGACAUGUUGCCAGAACUGCCCGGAGAGAAGUGGAAACAGCAUGGUAAAGGAGGUUUUUCUUGAGAGGGAAGGUCUCAGGAGCAGAACAGUUGGAAGAAGUGGUUCUUUAUGUACAUAAGCUGGAUCAUCCCCCACCUCUGCUUUCUUCAGGGCUGGGGAUCCAGCCCAG